CUCCACCCCAGCCACACACAGGCACCAGGAAUCCAUGCCUCUCUUUCCCCCAGCGUGUCAGUUUCCCCGUGAAAUAUACAAGCUCCCCUUGGAACCGGAGCAGCUCAAAUAUUAUUCUUGUAGCUCUUUCCCGCCCUUCUCCGUCCCUCCAGCUCCCAGCACGAUGCAGCCAGCAGCAGCCACACGCUGACAUGAGAUGCGAGUUCACCGGCUCUCGCUCUCUUCCUCCUCCUCCUCCUCCUCCUCCCACCGCCGACCAGCCCCGCUUUACUCCGCUAACGGGAAAAGCGCUUCAGAAACGCGCGCGCACAUUCACACGCACUUCCAGGAAACCAGAAAGACGCUGCGAUUCUUGGCGAGAGGAAACGGAUCGGUCGGCCUUUCUGCGCGCACACUCCUCCCCCCUCCUCCUCCUCCUCCGCCCCGAGCAACUUCCACCACUUUCGACUCCUCUUGAGUAGUCCUAAUCCGGGAGGUAUCCGGUGUGUGUGUGUGCGGGGGAUGCGGGGGGGAGAGAGAGAUUAAUUGGCCCAGCCUGGGAACAAGCCUCCCAUCCGGUGCGCCCCAGGCGCGCGGGGCGUUCGCAGACUCGGCGCACCGCUUUCCCCUCCCGACCACAACCCGCCCCCCUCGCCGGCGUUGCAAGUAUGGCAAAGGCAGGCGAUCGGACUGGGCUCGGUUUCGGCAGAGGAUCCCGCGAAGGGGAGAGCAUUUUUAAAUUUUGAUCCCCCUCCCCACCCCACCCGUUUCCUCCCUCCCUCUCUUUUCUUCCACUCUUGGAGAGACACACACAGGCACCUCGCUGCUUUCACGCCGCCAAAGGUAAGUGAGUUGAAAAUAACGACGACGGCGAGAGCAAUAAUAACCCCCAUCCCACUCCCUGAUUUAUAUUGUUGAUGCCAGAAGUGGGGGACAGGGCUGAGAUUGCAAAGGUGGGGAGAAGACGACGAGGAGACAGGACCAGCCCGCCCAGAGCUGGAAGCGAGGAGUAGUCAGUGCCUGGUAACUUUGGCUCCUGCGCUAUUGUGGUGGUUUUCAUGUCGGGUGCUAGUCAGCCUAGGAGAAAUAACUUUCUCCAAGUUUAAUUUUGUUUCCUCGUCAUAAAGGAUUAAUUAUUAUGACGGUUAUUAAUUAUUUAGGGAAAUAAGGGGAAUCCAGAUUAUAGGCAAAGCAGCACGGUGGUUUAGGUUGGUUGGGGGGAGGGGUAAACAAGGACUAGAAUCUGUACAAACUGGAAAUCUGAUAAAAAAAAAUAAUCAAAGAAAAUGCAAACUUCCAAAACAUUUAAUAUUUUGCUUUUGAGAGCUGACUUCUGGAGGACAUUAAUGUUCUAUCUUUGUGGCUGUUGUAAUUAAAACAAAACAAUAUGCACAGCCAGCUUGCUACAUUCAGGACUUUUCCAUUUCCACCGCACACGCCUUAAAAAAACCUAGUGGGAUUGCACAACUGGGAGUAUUGGGAGGGAAGUGGAAAAAGUGGAUUUUUAAAUUCAGCUAACCCAACAGAAAAUUUAUUUAGGAGUUGGUUUUCGAACCAUAGCAAAACCUUGCUUGGAAGCCCCAGCUUAUUUCCACAUAUUCCCCUUGUAAAGAUGAACAGUGUUUCUUUGCUAUUUUGGGGAUUUCUAUCCCUAGUAAUCAUCAACAUCAUCGUUAUUUGUUAUCACCACCAUCAAAAUAGGUAUUGAUUGCCUUUCCGUAAACCAUCCUGAAGGCAUUGUUGCUGCUUUAAAAAUGAAGGAGACAAUAACAUGUAAUUAAGAGCAGCGAGAAAAGGAGGGGCCUUUUGGGGUGAAGGCUGCAACUCAGAGGAAGAGCAUCUACUUUGCAUUGUAAAAGGUUCCCUGGUUCAGGUGCGGCUGGGCAGGUUCCGUGUCUGAAACCCUGGAAAACCACUGCUAAUGGUGCUAAGACUGAACUAGACGAACUAAUUGUCUGACUGUGUUUAAGGCUUUUUACUAUGUUCCUACAGUCCAACCCAAGAUGUGCAUAUUUAAGUCCUGUUUAUUUAAGUGGAAAACUUAUGCCCAUGCUUAAGCCUUCCCUUUUAAAUGUGAUCCCCUUUUCUAAAGCCUUCAAGUCCAAAACGAUUGCAAAAAAGUUUUGCUAACAAGAGAGAAAGAAAGAGAGAAAGAAAGGCAGUGAGGUGUGGCCAGCUUGGCAGCGUGUUCUGCCACUGCGAUGCCGCUGUUGAGGAGACUCUUCCUUACGUAUAGAGGAAAAGGUGUGUGGGACUCGGAGUAAAACUGCCUUAGAAGAUCACCGGUGUCAAGAAUGUUCCUAUGUGCCUCUUGUUUAUGGUUAACCAUCAAGGACUCGAUUUAAACCCAUGCAGAGAUUCAACAGGUAACCUCCUCCAGGGGACCAUUCUGCAGCUCCCCCCCCCCCCCGGGAGUGAAUUGUCCAACUGCACCCAAGGCAGAAGGAAAACCCAGAGCCCCGACUCACACAGAGAUAUGACAGGCAACACCCAUCUGACAUCUGACAGCAGCUCUUGUAAGACUGGAAGCUGCUAGCACAGCUGAUCCAAGCAUGGUUCCUCUCCUCCAGCAAAGACUGGAAAGCUAUAGCAGUGACUCACUGAGAGAGGCAGCCUUGUUGUGGAUGGGUACUUCAGGCUCACAGAAACAGUCAAUCAUUUACUUUCUUUUUUUAUGAGGGGAAAAAAACCCAUAGGAAACUGACCUAUGCCUGGUCAGGCUGCUGAUCCAUCCAGGAUGUAGAUCUACCUACUGCCUUUCCCAUCACCUGCUACCUGAUGUUUUUAAGUGGGGGUCCAGGAGUUGACCCUGGGACCAUCUCAAUCCAAAGCUUAUGCUUCACCCACUGAGCCAAUGUCCCCUUCCCCAGUUUCCUAAUGGCAGGGCUUGCAGUUUCUUCAUAGUGUUUGUUGCGCUUAGGUAAUUUUAGACUCUGGACACUAAUGGGCUCACAGCCUGCCCCACUUUAGGCGGUCAUGUGUUUUGCUUCCCUUUCUUCAGAAUGUGGCAAGCCUUUCACCCCCUGUUCCUGCUGCCGAGGGAGACAGCUGGACCUCUGGCACAAAGACUUGCCCCAUGGCAGCCACUGUUUGCUUGUGGCACCCAAGUUGGCAGGGACAUUGAUGGGUAACUUAACCGUUUCAAGGCCUGGACACAAAGGCAAACAUUAGCAUAACGUUUCCAUGUGCUAAUGUAUAUGUAGAGAUGGGAACAUCUCUAGGGAUUGAAUCUGAGACUCUCUGCGGGUGCUGCAACCACUAAGCUGACAGCCCUCCCCCCUUAAAAACAAAAAAACCACCCACAGAUUUCUCACUCAAAUCAUCCCAGAUAAAUUUUUCAGUUAAUUUGGAGCAGAGGUUGCCUCUACUCAGUUCCUCUUCAGAUUCAUUUAUCCCCAUUGAUUUCUCACAGGCCCUUCUCCAAAUCAAUUCUUUUUGCCCAAAUCAACUCUAGAUAAAGUAGUCUUAAAUUAAUUUAUUUCCCCAGGUGAUUAUCCUACACAGUAACCUAGAGCUCUCUCACACGCAUGCAUUCAAUUUCCCUUGAAUUCAUUACCUGGCUUCAAACACUAGGGGGCAUUAGAAAAAGGUUUGAAUCCCCGUACCUCAUGGGCCCACCUCUAUCAACUCUACAGUUUGGGAAUUACCAAAUUCCCAAUGUUUGCGUGUGGGUGUGGGGGUUUUAUUUCUGCAUCAGAACCUCAUCACAGCCCUGCCAGCCUGUACAGGGUGCUUUGGGGGGGGGGAGUGAUUUCUGCCUGAAAAAUGAUAGGUGCAGAAAGCACCGCUCAACUCAAUUUUUUUUCAGGAGAGAUUGGGGAACAGGGUACUGUACUGUACUAGAAUCCUGCUGCCACAUCCAAGCCCGUGUAUCUGAACAACAGAACUGUGCUCUAAUGUAAUAUAAAUCCCCACCCUCCCUCUCAGUAUUAUUCACAGAUGCCUCCUUUAAAAAAUAAGAAGAAAUUCCAUAUAUAGUUUAAUUUUUCUGGAGUAGCAUUCGCCACGUCGAUUCUGCUGUGGGAAUGAAGGCUUCCAAAAGCACUUUUCUGGCAGAGGUUCUUUGUAAACACUGGCAUAGCAUAGCUUCCCUCCCGCCCCCCCCAAAACAAGUUAACCACACCCAUCCCAGUUAGUCUCCUCCCCCUAACUUUUUCAGAGGGUCUUGGGAAGCAGCUACAGUGGGAUGAUAAGAUCUUCCAAGAUGGUGUCCAGCAGCAGAAUGGUCACUGCAGCCUGAUGUGUUCUUGGGGCUGUACCACUUCAGUAUCGAGGCAGGAGGAAUUGAACGAUGGAGUGUUUUCUCUUGCACUCUGCCCAUAGAAGCUAGUAUGUUGGGGGAAUGGUUCUUGAUUUCUGUAUGCAGGGAUGUUUUGGUGUGGGGAAACUUGUCAAAUGUGCAGCCUUCAGCUUCCAGUGGUACAGCCCUGAGGAGGCUUUACCAGGCGGAGCCUGGAUAUUAGCUCUAAAACGGGGGUUCAGACCUCGUCGUUGCUUUUUAUGCUCACAAGCAGAUACACAUCGGGUGAAGUUUCCCUAUCGCUACAGCUCUCUCAAGGAAAAGCAUUACCUGUUGAAUUUCUCCCCACACACAGCUGGCAGAGGUAUAUGACGCCUACCAGAGGGGAAGCAAAAAUAUGGCAACCCUGGUCUAAGCCACACUUGAGUAGGCUUUGAGUCCUUAUUAUAGGAGACUAUCAGGAGGUUCACACCUAGAGGGCACCAGCAUAUAUUGUUCUGAGAUGGGCAACAACUCUGGGGUUCUUAAUGUGUGCAGUUUGCAAAUCCGUGGGAAAUCCUAGACAGCUGGACAGUUCAAAUUACUUGAGAAUGUGCAAUGAACAUAACAGUGAUUCCUUUCCAAAGUGACAAAAAAGGGUCUUUGCUUCCUCUUUCCCACGAAGUAGGAAGUUGCAGGGUAUGGUUCCUUUUAAUGAAAUAUCAGUUACAAAGGCUUUGCAGCAGGUGUUUACUUAUAAAAAGACAAAAACAUUUUGGGAGCAAACAGGCUUAUAUUUACCAGGCCCCGCAAGUGCUAUUUUGGGUAGUAGACUCUCAAGGUGGUACUAAGUGAACCGUUACAGCCCACCCCAAGACUUCAUUGCCAGCUCUCUGUGAGAUUCCUUGUAUGGCUCCCUAUCUCCACCCCAAACUCUGGUGAGUGUUGCAUUCCAAAGGAAGGAGAGUUUUCCAUCCAUCAAGGACCAGUAUGCUGUUUUGACUACCAUAGAAGCGGGUGGCACUGUGGGUUAAACCACAGAGCCUAGGACUUGCCGAUUGGAAGGUCGGCAGUUCGAAUCCCCGCGACGGGGUGAACUCCCAUUGCUCGGUCCCAGCUCCUGCCUACCUAGCAGUUCAAAAGCACAUCGAAGUGCAAGUAGAUAAAUAGGUACUGCUCCGGCGGGAAGGUAAACGGUGUUUCCGUGCGCUGCUCUGGUUCGCCAGAAGCGGCUUAGUCCUGCUGGCCACAUGACUCGGAAGCUGUAUGCCGGCUCCCUCAGCCAGUAAAGCAAGAUGAGCGCCGCAACCCCAGAGUUAGCCACAAAUGGACCUAAUGGUCAGGGGUCCCUUUACCUUUACCUUUACGUGCCUCUUACAAAAUCGUUUUAUGACCAGUCAUAUCCAUAUCAUUAAAUCUUCAGCACAUUUAAAGCACCUGCCUUCCCCAAAGAAUCCUGGGGACUUUGGGGGAAGCCACCUGUUGAACGGCUGUAAAUGUGCUUUAAAUGUAUGCUGUUAGAUGUGAUGUCAGAAGAGGGAUUUGAACCCAACUCUUCCAGGUCUGAUUGCAUUUAAGCAGGCCUGGUUCUAGGAUAAAUAGCACCCUGGGGUGAGGGAUGCCUGCAGCACUCCCCUUUGUGGCUGGUUUUGUAGAGUUGCCAAGUUAUGCAGCUUGUGCAAAGUUGCAAAACCCGAAGGUAUAACAUGCCCUUGUUGCUCCCAGGCAUUCCCAAAAAUGCUCAUGAAAAGAUCCCGGAGCUACCUGUCAAUGAUUUUGCCCCAGCAGUGUAGCCAGAACAGUCAACAAACUCUGAACUUAGCUGGACAACAGCACACACACACACCCCUUCUUCAGCUUGGCACCCAAGGAGAGCAACACAGCUCAUCCACCUCUAUGUUUGAGCUACAGCCAUUAGUUCCAAGUAAUCACACAACCAGAUCUGCUGCGAAAUCAAACAGUCUUCUAUGCUUCUGUCCAGUUUAGUAACAGGAAAAGCUUUGGAGAUGUGUCAGCAGAACAAGGUGGGAGAGGGGUGAGGCAGUGGAAGGGAGAGUACCACCGUACACUGCAGAUAAUAUGUUCCUACAAGAGCAUCUUCUCAACGCUUCGUCCCUGCAGCCUGUUUUGGAUAUACAAUCCCCUGGGCUAUGAUACAGUGGGGGAAAUAUCAUUGCUUCUUAGAAUGAUGGCAUUGUAGAGUUGGAAGGGACCCCAAAGAUCAUCUCUGCAAUGCAGGAAUAUCUGCUAAAGCAUCCACCCAGCCUCCAUGUAAAAACCUCCAAGGAGUGUCUGCCACCUUCCAAUACAAGGGAGUCUGUUCCACUGUUGAACAAUGUUUGGUGUUAGAAAGUUCUUCCUGUAGAGUCAGGAUCUCCUUUCUCGUCACUUGAAUCCACUGGUUCCAGUCCUAAUCUCUGGAGCGGGAGUAAACAAGUUUGCUCCAUCUUCCAUGUUAACAGCCCUUUAGAUAUUUGAAGAUGAUUAUCAUAUCUCCUCUGAGUAGAACUUAGCUGGAUACAAGUCAUUGAUUGUAAUGGGUGUAUUCCCUGUAUGACUAAUUGGAUAUCACUCAGGAUCCUAAUAUGUCCUCCCUGCUUUGAUAUCUGGGCACCCAAAUUUGCCUUUGUUCUUCUGGGUAUAACUUUCAUGAAUGAUUCCCUACUAGUAGCAAAGGUUUGUGCAAGAGCUGAGUUUGCUCAAUCAUAGCCAGCAAACACUGGACAACAUAGCUAAGGCUUCCUGCAAGAAGUCGAAAGCUGUGAAGCCAAGUGCUCUGACAAGCUUGGCGCACUGGAAUGUCAACACAAUAUCCUUGGUUUGAUCUGGUCAGCCAAAGAGGUUUUUUUCUGCCCCCACCCCCCAAGGCCUUACCAAUUUUGAUGAAGUGGCAAAAAAAUAAAAAUUAGGUACAGCACUAGAGUGGGCAGAGAGAACCAGUGCCCUGGUUAGGUUGCAAACCACCUCCUGCCCAGUUGGCAGAUGGAUCUGGUGGCCACAACCUCCCAUCUCAGCUGAUCUGCAUGGAGUUGUGUGUCUGCAAGUGUGUGAGGUGGCCACACACACCACUGAUGGACAAUACCUGGAAGUUUUUGGCCAGGGGUGAAUGUGGCUCUCAAACCAAAAAAAGCUCUGCUUUGGAUAAAAUGUCAAAGCUACUUUUCAAACAAACUUUGCUAAACCUGCUUUGUUCAGUCGUGCUGCUCUGAGAUCUUUGACAGCAAAUGCACAGGAAUAAUAUGAAGCAUUUUUAGUUAGCGUGUCUCCAUUUAUGCGCAUAUUGAAAUAGACCUAUUUCCCAAGUUUCUUGGUUCUGCUUUUAUGCCUUGUCUCGAGCAAAGAAGACGUGAGUCCAGGGGAGAGACCCGCACCUUUCAGCUGGAGUUUGAAAGCCAGCAGGUUCCUUCUGCAUAAACUGUCUCUGCCUUCCUUUUCAGAUGCUGCUCCGGUAACCGACUGAGCGUCUCUCCCGGCCAACUGGAGGCGCAAUGGUCCCCCUGUGCUGGUGCUGCCCGCCAGCACCUGCUCCAGCUGCGGCGGCCAUGACGGGCAUGGCCACAACCUCCUACCACUUCAAGAGUUUCUGUGGGGAGUUUGAGCGGGUGGAAAGCGCCCUGGAACGCCUCGAGGCCAGUGGCUUCUACUGGGGCAGCCUGUCUGGGGCUGAAGCCAAGCGCCUUUUGACCUCCCAGCCGCCAGGCGUCUUCCUCGUGCGAGAUUCCUCCGACCACCACCACCUCUUCACCCUGAGCGUCCGCACCAACACGGGCAUCACCAACCUGCGCAUCCAGCAGCAGGGCUCAGCUUUCCACCUGGAGGCCUUGCCAGGCGCUGGCCACCCCCCGGCCUUCCACUGUGUGGUCCGGCUAGUAGAGCACUAUCUGUGCCUGGGAGCAGUAGAAGGGGGGCCUUGCUACCUGGAGAGGGAGGGGCAGCCCCCAGUGCCUUUGGCCCUCGCCCAUCCUCUCUGCUGCAAAGUGCCCACCUUGCAAGAGCUGAGUCGCCGGGCAGUGCGUGCCAGUAUGAGGGGCAGAGGCGAUGCCAGGGCUCAGCUGCAGGGGCUGCCAGUACCGCAGGGACUCUUGAACUCGCUGUGCACCUGAAAGGCUCGUUUCCUUCCUAACAUUCCUUGUACAGUACAUAAGCAGGCCUGUCUGCACAGUGUAUUGCUGGGGGCGCCUGUUUAUCAUUAUCUUUGUGGAAUAAACCAACUGGUAUACUGGGGC
Molecule: messenger RNA, 8424 nt
Organism: Podarcis lilfordi (Lilford's wall lizard)
Lineage: Eukaryota; Metazoa; Chordata; Lepidosauria; Squamata; Lacertidae
Source: the annotation of a GenBank genome assembly